AUGUUUGUAAAUUUAAACUCGACGCGCCUCUGUUCAGUUGUCCAACCUGCUCGUAUCGAUUUUCAUUUUUCUUCUCACUGCUGGCCGGAGAAGAAAAUGGAAUCGGUAGGAAUGUUGAGCCGAAUUUUGGCGAGAUCAGCCACUCCCAGGCUCCUGGCUGUGCGCAGCUUCCGAACGAGCGCACCAGCAAUCUCCUCGGCCAUCGCCGAAGGCCCUGAGCGUGACACAAAGAACUUCCCCCGACAGCUGCGCCCAAUUCAGCCCGGCAAGGUACGGAUGGGAUUCAUCCCUGAAGAAUGGUUCGAGCUCUUCUACAAAAAGACUGGAGUCACUGGUCCAUACAUGUUCGGUGUGAGCUUUUUGACGUACCUGUGCAGCAAGGAAAUCUACAUCAUGGAGCAUGAGUACUACAACGGUCUCUCCCUUGCUAUCCUUUGCAUCAUUGGUGUGAAGAAAUUGGGCCCUAGCGUUGCUGCUUGGCUCGACAAGGAAGUCGAUACCUAUGAAAAGGCAUGGGAGCAGGGCCGCGUUCAGCAGUUGGAGGACCUGAAGAGUGCUAUCGAGGCUGAAAAGAAGGAGCAGUGGCGUGCUGAGGGUCAGUCUCUGCUCUUUGAAGCCAAGAAGGAGAACAUUGCCCUGCAGCUGGAGGCUGCCUACCGCGAGCGUCUCAUGAAUGCUUAUGCUGAGAUUAAGAAGCGUCUUGACUACCAGGUGGAGACUCAAAACAUUGAUCGUCGCAUUUCUCAAAAGCACAUGGUCAACUGGAUCGUGUCCAACGUCCUGAAGUCCAUCACGCCGCAGCAGGAGAAGGAUUCAUUGAAAAAAUGCAUUGCCGACCUCAAAGCUCUGUCAGCGACCGCUUAAAUGGAGUGUUGUCAGGCUUUGUAGUAGCGCCUCAAUUUUUCCUAGAUUGAAAAACAAACCCUUAUUUGCCGCAAUUUGCUUUGUUGUAAAUUUCAAAAUAAAACUAAACUGUCUGUACAUGUUACAUGAAAAUAUUUAAAAAUCAA
Cloeon dipterum is the source of this 1010-nucleotide messenger RNA. It is a transcript of the gene ATPsynB, whose product is annotated as ATP synthase subunit b, mitochondrial. The record is from RefSeq and is a predicted model, not a curated record. Gene Ontology annotation, molecular function: proton-transporting ATP synthase activity, rotational mechanism. NCBI's taxonomy places the organism in Eukaryota, Metazoa, Arthropoda, Insecta, Ephemeroptera, Baetidae. Gene Ontology annotation, biological process: proton motive force-driven ATP synthesis. Bases 1 to 864 code for a protein of 287 amino acids. The transcript has 5 exons.